Telopea speciosissima is the source of this 534-nucleotide messenger RNA. RefSeq names its product receptor protein-tyrosine kinase CEPR2-like. NCBI's taxonomy places the organism in Eukaryota, Viridiplantae, Streptophyta, Magnoliopsida, Proteales, Proteaceae. The record is from RefSeq and is a predicted model, not a curated record. The transcript is spliced from 3 exons. The coding region runs from base 1 to 534 and encodes 177 amino acids. Gene Ontology annotation, molecular function: protein binding.
AUGCCGACAACUUGCGCCGCUCCUGUUUUUCAACUCACUCGAGAGCUCGGUCACAAAUCCGACGGAAAUAAUCUGAAGGAUACCCCACCAGAUCUUUCAGCAUUGAGAAGCUUGGAGAUUCUUGAUUUGUCUUUUAACUAUUUCUCUGGUGGAUUCCCAAAUUGGUUUCGCAGGGCCUUGUCCAUUUUUGGACUUAAAGCCCUUGAAACAUUAGAUUCGUCUACCAACAGUCUCUCAGGUGAGAUCCCAACAGCGAUUUCAAAUUUGCAGCGUCUCAACAAGAUCGAGCUCUUUAUGAACAAUUUCACUGAAGAUAUCCCACCUGAGCUUGCAAAGCUCACACUUCUGCGUGAAUUUGACAUUUCUAAGAACCAGAUGUCUGGAGAAAUUCCUGCUGAGAUCGGUAAUCUGAAGAAUUUGGUGGUCUUCCAAUUAUAUGAAAACUAUUUCACAGGAGAACUCCCUUCUGGGUUUGGGGAUUUGCAGCAUCUGGAGGCCUUUUCUAUCUACAGAAACAACUUGGAUGGUUACUAA